Molecule: messenger RNA, 1610 nt
Organism: Spizellomyces punctatus DAOM BR117
Lineage: Eukaryota; Fungi; Chytridiomycota; Chytridiomycetes; Spizellomycetales; Spizellomycetaceae
Product: apurinic endonuclease (APN1)
Exons: 3
Coding region: 237-1610 (457 amino acids)
Biological process (GO): base-excision repair
Cellular component (GO): mitochondrion; nucleus
Molecular function (GO): zinc ion binding; DNA-(apurinic or apyrimidinic site) endonuclease activity; DNA binding
Source: RefSeq, a predicted model, not a curated record
CAAAGUCGUUAUCAACACUUCUAAAGUUGAUGAUUGACUUUGAUGUAAAAUGGCCUGCUCCAGUUCGUUGAGCAGGAUAGAAUGUCCGCUAGCAUAUUUCCAUGGGCAGCGGACAAACAAAAACCACAGAAUAUCGAUGGAAAGGGCGAGUUUUAGAGGUCACUCGGUCUCCUUGUGCGUUAAAACACUGGAUUUGAUGCAGGACGCGCCGUCAAAACCCAGCAGAACAACACUGCAUGCUCCUUGAUGGAUUUUCGCAAUUUAUCUACCAACCCCUUUCCCAUCUCUUACAACCACGGAUAUUUUGCAGCUGUGCUCUCAAGGCUGCAGCUAUGACCACUUCUUCACCUCUACGAAGAUCUACCCGACUUGUAGUGCAGCAAGUAACAACCAAGACGAUGCAGUCUGUGGCCCCGGAGACAGCAGAGGUUAAAGGUGAACGACGACGAGUUGCAUCAAAGGCAGUGUCCUACAAAAUUGAGGAAGUAGACGACGUGGAAGAAAGAACUGGUGCCCCCGAGACCGGCACCGAGCAAAAGAGAUGGCCAAAGCAGGAGAACAACAAAAAUGGGCAGGAAGACAAGCCAUUGAAGCGGCGAAGGAAGAGGGCGGAGGCGGUAGAUGCUAUAGAUGGCGAUGAGGUGAAAAUGCCAGAUGAUGAUCUAAAGACGAAGCGUCAAAAGCACCGAAACAAGGGUAUCAGUGAUGACAAAGAUAUGGUAGCAUCAGGUGAACCAACGGAAGCAGAGAAGGAGAAACCAGCGAAACGCCGAGUCACAAAAGCAAAGAGUACGGCAAAUGAAGAGGAUGAGAAAAGCAUCAAAAAGCCCAAAAAGCCAAAGGUGGAAAAGACCAUUGAAAUUCCUGACAUGGAUACCGAAUAUAUGUGGGCCCGUGCCAAAGCAUGCAAAAAGUACGUCGGUGCGCAUGUGAGUGCCGCCGGUGGAAGUCAUAAUGCGGUUAUCACCAGUACCAAAAUAGGUGGUACAUGUUUUGCGCUCUUUGUCAAAAACCAACGCAGAUGGGAAUCCCCACCAACUCCUGGCUCACAAGUGGAAGCGUUCGCCAAAGCUUGCCCUCUGGCUGGCUUCUGUCCCAAGACACAUGUCCUACCACAUGGGUCUUAUUUAGUUAAUCUGGCGAACUAUGAGGAUGAAAGGGCCACGCAAGCUUUCAAUGGCUUUGUGGACGAAUUGAAACGAUGCGAAGAGCUUGGGAUCGGAUUAUACAACUUCCAGUUGAGUAUCGUUGAGGCAGUACAUGAACAGCAUCUGAGCAUGCGCGGGACUAUAUUCUUAAUCGCCCUUUCAGGUUACGAUAUCAGGACCCAAGAGACGUAUAAUGCGACACUCACCAGCUUUGACCGCAUCGUUGGGCUCAAAUAUCUGCGCGCGAUGCAUAUAAAUGACAGUAAAUGCCCACUUGGAUCCAAGAAAGAUCGCCACGAGAACCUUGGAAAGGGGGAAAUUGGGCUGGAGGCGUUCAGGUGCAUCAUGAAUGAUGAGAGAAUGAACGGAAUUCCGCUUGUGCUUGAGACGCCUGAGCGGGACGGUGACAUGGGUUAUAAGGAGGAAAUCGAUAUUCUGUAUGGAUUAGUUGAGAGUAAAUGA